UCGUGCCGCCUCGUAUUCGCUCCCUCGCGCAGUGUUGGAGAACGCGUUCGUCCGAGUCGUUCCGUUUUCGAGUGGCGACGUACGCUAGCCUAGCGUGUAUGUCUUCAUUAUUGAUGCAAAAGUUCCACGAUGGUAGAUAAUAACGAGAAAAUAUUAGAGGAAUUACAAAAGAAAAGUGGAAAUAAUGUGUGUGCCGACUGUGGAAGUGAAGACCCGGAUUGGGCGUCAUAUAAUCUCGGCAUAUUUAUAUGUAUGCGAUGCGCAAGUAUCCACAGAGGUAUGGGCGCUCACAUCAGUAAAGUAAAACACCUAAACCUAGACAGAUGGGAAGAUUCUCAAGUACAGAGGAUGAAGGAAGUUGGCAAUAUCGUGGCAAAGAAUAAAUACGAGGAAAGAGUACCUCCAUGCUACAGAAAGCCGAACAAGUAUGACCCGCAAGUACUAAUCGAGCAAUGGAUACGAGCUAAGUAUGAACGUGAAGAAUUCUGCCACCCUGAACGCCAGAGCUACCUCUCUGGUUCUAUGGAAGGUUUCCUCAUGAAACGUGGCAAAGAGGACAGCCGGUACCAGUUGAGGAAGUUCGUGCUUAAUGAAAACGAAGAUUCACUCAAGUACCAUCAUGCUUCCGACGGCUGCGGCCGUGCCGCGAGUUGUCUCGAUCGAUUAUUCGAUCGACUCCGGAUCAAAAACAUUGGUCGAUGGAGGUAUCACGUGAGGGAGAACAGAGAACCGAAGGGUGUGCUAAAAUUAUCAGAACUUAAUGUAUGCUUUGCUCCAGCGAAGAUUGGCCAUAUGAACUCCAUGCAGUUAACAUUCAUGAAAGAUGGCUCCACAAGACAUAUUUACGUAUAUCACGAGGAGCCAGAGGUUAUAAACAAUUGGUAUACAGCAAUACGAUGCGCGCAAUUGCAUCUUCUACAAGUGGCUUUCCCAUCUAUGCCGCAAUCGGAGCUGGUGCUCCGUCUUCCGAAAGACUUUGCCCGUGAGGGUUGGCUUUGGAAGACUGGUCCCCGACCUUCGGACGCGCACCGUCGCCGCUGGUUCACGCUGGACAACAGGAAGCUGAUGUAUCACGAUGAGCCCCUCGAUGCGUACCCUAAAGGAGAAAUAUUUGUAGGACACGAAUCGAACGGCUAUCACAUUAGAGUAUCGAAUACGGGAAAUGGCUGCAAGGAGGCCCGUUUUCCAUUCCAAUUAGUGACACCAGAUCGAAUAUUCUGCCUCGCAGCCACCACGCACGAUGACCGCUCCGGUUGGCUGGCAGUCUUACAACAAACCAUCAAACGACCACUCACGCCUCAAGACUCUACAAUUGAGGCGACCCUCGUUCGCAAGCGGACGACUUCAAACUCAAUAAACAUAUUCUCGGGGAGGUAGUCACACUUUCUCUUGGAGCGUAGUUAUAAGGUAAUAUUAAACAAAUGUAUCCAUGGUGAAUUAUUGUUGAUAACGUAUUUUAACGUCGGACUGUAACGUUAUUUUAUUCCUAUAGACUGCGAAGUAAUUUUAUUUAUUACGCGAUGAUUUAACUAAUUUUACCAUUAUCCUAAAGUUGCAACGAUUUUAAGAAAAUUUAUGUAAAUAAAUGUUUUAAUUAUUUUGAUCCAAUAUUUGAUAAUUUUGUUCGUUUGUUUUUAUUAAAUUUUAUUAUCAUGAUACUUAUAAUUUUUUAUUGUCCUGAUAUAAUUUUAAUGUUGAUUUACUUAUUUUAUUUUAACGGCGAAAGAACUGAAUCUGUCAUUUUAAUAUGAAUAAUUUUGUACUUUACGGCGUGACUCAUGCGCACAAAUAUCAUGUAUUAAGACGUAAAAUCCACUAUCUAAUUACCGUUAAGUAAUUACAUAAAUAUGUAUAGGUAUUUAUUAAAUUUCAUAAAAUCAUUUCAUUAACACAACAUUAAUGCUCUCUUAAUCAUGGUAAAAGACAUUCUACAGGGAAUUUGUAUAUGGUAACUUAAUUGUAAUGUUGGCAAUACCAUAAAAAACAAGAUUUCUUAGAUGUAUGACAUAGUAUUUUAGUCGUUUAAGCAAUAUUAUAGAAGUAAGUUAAUUCCCAUUAUAACGCUAUAAUAUUAAUGGACACCUGAACAUAAAUAUUGGUAUGUAAUUCGCCACAAGAAGUAUAGUUUACAUUGUUUCAAAGUUAUCAGAGAUAGUUUCGUAUAUUGUGAAACAAUAUAGUAUGAGCGAUGGAAGUAUGUAUGGUAUCAACAGAAUGGAAUGCAUUUUGUUCCCUACACAAAGUAUAUUUCUGUUAGCGAUGUGUUAGUCAAAAAGUGUAAGUGGGCAUUGUUCUUUUUUUUUCUCUAUUCCUUAUUUUCCAAAUUGUCAGUUAACCUAACAUAACCUAAUUAAAAAAACAAAAAAUAAUCUAAUUUUGAAUUUAUUCCAAUUAAAUACAAUUAUAGUACAUUACUGCAGCGGCCAGCAACUGAGGCAUUGAUGGACGAACGUGCAAAUGUGGGCCGAGGCGUAUCCAAGGCACACAUACGUGAGCCUGGCUUGUAUAGUACUUUUCUCAAACAAUGCGCGAAAAUCAAAAACAAUUUUACUUUUUAAGUUCAAUGACGAAUAACGAACAAUAAUAAUUUUUCACUCGUCAUAAUGUUCCUUUGUUUUUUUUUUCAAUAAACAGUUUUCUAUUUGCAAGCUAGUUCCAAAUUUAAAUAAAACCUUUUACUAGUUACCUCUUUGGUAGCCAUGUUUCGAAGUAAAAGGUUACUCCAUUUUUAAAUUACAGGACAGAUAUGAGUUUGCAAAGUAAUUUAUCUGGCUGCAAAACACGACAUAUGUAGAUAGAUUAGUGCAAUUAUACGUAGUAAAGUUUGGAUAAUGUUAAUUUUAAUACCGAAAGCUUAUUUCAAUCCUAGGUAUCAAUCCAUUACACUUGGAUUUGUCUAGCAACAUCGCUGAUAGAAAAAAGGUACUUCGUGUAGUGUGCAGAACUAUUAGUAGAUAGAUGUGCCAAUAAUUGGUCAUCUCAUUUAUGCGUGAAGUGAUGUUUAUUAGCUAUAUUGUUAUAUUAUAAUUAAGUGAUAAUACGACACAAAUAGAUUUUAAUAUGCCAUAAAACUGAUUAGUGACAAUUUUUAAUUUUUAAUUUUUAAGCUAAAUAAGGCUUAAUUUUCGUAUCUAGUAAUAAUUACCAUGAUACCAUUUAUAUUUUACAAACUUGUGUCCGCUUUGCCUGCGUGAAUUAAAUAGAAUAUGAAUGCGAUACGCUAAUUUACGAUGUGAUCCAUCUGUGUACCAGGUUUCAUCAAAUCCGUUUAAGUCGUAAGCGACUUUCUAAUUUACAAUAGGUAUUAUUAAUAUGACAUUUUAAUAAGCCGUAUUUUGCCACCGAUGGCUAAAGGGUCAAUGAAAUCAUGUAGAAUUAUUAUUAUUAUUUUCUUCUAGAUAUAUUACCGUGUAUGUUUUGUAUACAUAAUUAUUUAUGUUUAUAUUUUAAAGUGAUGUAAUUCUUUGCUGAUUUUUAAUAGGAAUUCUAAAGUGCUGGUCACUAGAGUCGAAAGUUGGUUAUAUAAUCAUCUUUUUUUUGUGUAUUUAUAUUUAUCAAUAAGAAGUCUCCAUAAUCACAGUUUUGCAUUCUCAUAAUUUAAGCAUAUUUUAUUUUUAUUACAUGACUAUUCCACUAUACAUGUAGGUACUUACAAUGGCCAUUAUCAGGAAUGAAAAAGAAAUAAUAUAUAUUUAUAUUUGCUACUCUAUGGCUGUUAUUGUGUUAUUAGCGGUUAAUAUUGAAAUAUGCAAGGCCAUAGCCAGGAUUUUAUUCUGGAUUAUAUUAUCAGAAAAACUGAUAAUAUGCCUAAAAAAAUGUUGAAUGAAUAAUUAUGACUUUUAAUGUUGCUAAAAAAUGUUUUAACUUUUUAUUCGAGGGGCGCCAAUUCUUACCUAGGAGUGCAUGGAAGCAAGAGAGGGGCGUACCUGGCUAUGGCCUUGUGGAGAUAUAGGAUAAUUACGCAAUGCAAUAAAAUAGUGUGCACUGUUGCAGUGUAGUUUUAGCUAUAGUGUGAAUACUCUGGACUUCUGGCUUUAAUGUAUUAUGCAAUUAAUAUUGUAGAAAAUUAAUGUCACAUUUGUGUUAUUCAAUUAUAUUAAUUACAAUAAAUUAUAAUCAUCACAAUUUACCUAUUGGUCUCGGUAUUAAGUCAUAAUACUAUAUUUUUUUAUAUCUAGCAAACUUAUUUAUCAAACUGCGUUUAAGGAAUGAAUUUCUUUACAAUAUGGCCUUAGAUUAAGAAUUAGUGUUAAAAAUGUUUAAUGCCCCAGGCAAAUUAACAAUAUUUUUUAUAAAAACAACUAUGAAUUAUUUCGAUUAAACCAGCCACUUACAAAAUUAAGUGGCAAGUUAAAAACAUAAAAAUAAUAACGUGUUUUGGUGAAUUAUGAAUCAAUAAUAGUUUGUUUUUAUUUAAAGUUGAACCUUAUUCUAAAAAGUACUAAAUGCAUUUUCAUUUCUUGUUAGUUCAAAGAAAUUCCUUCAUAAAACGCACUAUAUUAGUUUAAGAUAUUGUCAGAAUUGCAUUUUCUUUCUUGGCAUUUUCAUAACAAGGCCAACUAUAACGAAAGAAAGUAUAAAUGUUUUAAUUUUAUUGUAUUAUUACUAAUAGGCAAUUAUUUUAUCGUUGCUUAAUUUUAUUAAAUAAAAUUUGGAAGAAAAUAUACUAGAUAAUUGUGUCUCACAUACUUUAGUAAAUAUUAUUUUUUUAUAACAAUGCAAUUAUGUAACGUAUUCCUGUAACAUUUCAGAAAAAGAAAACAAACUUUGUUAUAAAUGUUAUUAUGCUGACUGAUUGACAGAUGAGUGACGUCUUUUAUGAAUUAUUAUAAUUCUUUAGCUAUCCCUAAAAGGAAGAAAGUUAUUACAUAUGGACAUCAUUUAUACUCUGUGGCUCUGUGCAUUUUAACAUGGUGCGAAUGACAGCUGAUGUUUUGACAGCACAAUGAAAUAACUGUAGUUUAGGGUAAGGUUUUUGAGGUCGAAUUGGAUAAAUCAUAACUGAUACUAUCUCACAAUCUUUUGUUUGUGAAAAAUAUUUUGUUGAAUUUAAAACAUAUGACGAUUUAAAAAGUUAGGUUUUUUAAGUUUUAGUACCUAAUACUUUUUCUAUGGUUCUAUACUUUACACGAUAUUACUUCUUGUAGCGUUUAGUGAUGGAUGAGACAUACAUAUUUUGAAACCUUGAUAAUCUGAAAUGUAAAUGUUUUGCGUACCACGUGUUAUUUUUAGACUUGUAUGUUUCCAGACUAAAUCUAUUGUGAAUGAUAGAUCACGAACACUAUAGAAAAAACAAUAUUAGCUAAAAAAUAACAAAUUCAACAAAUCAUUUGUUUCAAAAACAAAACAAAACAAAAAUCUUAUUCUAUACAGUUCUUUUACAGCAAAAAGUAUUGACUCCGUACCAUACAACAAUGCACGGACUACAGAGACCUGUCAUCGCCUUAUUUUGAUUUUCAGACUAUUGUUAGGAUAACUAUGCAAUAACGAGGUACUUAUAGGCUUAAUAAUCCAUAUUGUUCUGACAUUUAAUGGUAGUAAGUAGUCAAUUUCAAUUAUUUUUAUAUAAAUCGAAGAUAAAUAAAAAAGUAUAACGAUAAUUUUCAACCUAAAAGGUAUAAGUAGGUGUCACAUCUAAAACUUAACCGCUUGUAAGUAUUUAAAACUGUGUUUUUUUUUACAGUCCAAAAUACUUGUGUCACAUUAAGAGUUUUUAAAUAUUAAAACGCCGAUUGUUAAUUGAUCCUAAAUAAAUAACGUCUCGCAAAUUAAUAAAAAGAAACCCCAAAUUUGGUCAUCGUAGGUGUAUUGAAAAUAAAAAUCUCUAAAACUUUAAUUUCAAUGAUUCAACUUUAAACCUUUUUAUCAAAGAAUAAAGUACAAUUUUGACCGUGUCGAAUGAAGCAUACUAUGUCAAUUCAAAAUACGAACCUGCUCUGCAAAUGAGGCGAUAUUCAGUAUGUAUUAACGAUUAAAUAUUUUAACAUUAGAGAUCCAUCCAGAUUUCGUACGAGUGCAUAAUUUUAACAACAGCACCAUUUAUCGUGAUAAAAACCAUGUUUCAAGAUUUAGCGAACAAUACAUACCUAUAAAAUUUCAUUAAAAUAACGGUUUUAAAGAUUAGCGCGAACGGACAUCGUGACACGGGAUUAUAAUAUAUUAAGAUAGGUCAUACAUAUUCGCUUUUAUCUAAUAGAAAUCAAAAUAAUCAUUUUCAAACAUGUAGCUGUAUAUGUGUAAUGCCAUUUUUAUUAAAGGUACAUUACACGAUCUAGAAUAAAUUAUUUAUAAACUAUAUAUAAAGCUAAACCUCCUCCUGACUUUCAACUUACUUUCAACAUAUUUUCAACAUGAGUAAAAUGUUUUUUAUAUCUUGAAUUACUAAACUUCUAAACGAAUUUAGUAAUACUUAUAAUUCAUUUAGAUCACUUCCACCCUUUGUUUUUUUUUAACUCUGCCUAUAAUUCUGUGUAUUUGAUAGUGUAAUAUGACCCAAAUUACUCAUACGAAUACGACUAUGAAAUGUUAAUGCCACAAAUCUAAUCAUAAGCAGACGUUAACGUUAUUAGAGUUUCCUGAUUUCCAGUUCCAAUACUAUCCAAGAUUGUGUAGAAAUGACUAUCGUGGCUGUUAACAUUCGAAAGGCCAAUUAGAAAUGGAAAAUAUCCGAUUAGUAAAUGUAAUUCUUUAAAUUGUUAUGUUAAAACCUAUAUACGAGUACAAGCGUUCAGGAUUCGACCGAUGGCUUAUGUUUCCGUUGUAUAUAUAAUAUUCACUCUUCUACCACAGAAACGGCAUUUUUUACAAACAUUUUCGUUGGAAACAUAACAUUACUUGCGUACACUCUGAAUGCCUGUUAUAUGUAGUUCAAAAGAUAUAAUUGAAGAAUGACAUUUAAAAAAAUGAUGACAUAUUUUUAUAAUUGGCGUUCCAUAAAAUGGUCUGUAAAUUUAGUGGACUUGGAAAGUAGGAUUAGGGACUAGUCUAAAAAGACGCUCAGAGCUCUGCGCUGCGUUUUAGAUAUUUUAUGUAUACGGCAACGUUAGAUGUAGGCAAAUCGUUGCAUAUAUUUUCAUAUAACGUUUAAAACACAGCGUAUAGAAGACGUGAAGCGCGCCUGUAUAUUUAAAAUCCCUUUAAGCCUAGCGCUACAUUAGCGGAUUUUCUGUCACGGACCUUUUAAUGUUUCCAACAUUUUUUAUAUUGGCAGUCGAUGCGAACCGUCUGAAAAAAAAAUGAAACGUAUUGCGAGUUUAUAUAACCAAUCAUCAAUGCAAUUCUUCAAAGGAAAACAGAGCACGUUCAGAGCAGAUUCACGAGCGGAGAAUGGAAUAAUGGAAGUGGCCUUUUGCGAUCCAUGAACUAAUUCGUAAACUGAAAGUAUCUGAUAAUGUUUUCAAAAAUAUCUUGGCAUCCGGUUAUAGUGGCGUUAGAAUUAAAGAUUACAUACAAAAUCGUCCCCAUGUGUAGAACUAAGUAGGCGUAGAUACAUUGAAGCUAGGAAACUACCAAAAAUAUGGUAGAAUAGUAUUAUUUUAAUAUAAUGUAUACUACCUUUAUCUGACUGUAUCAUACAAGAUUUAAUCAAAAUAAAGAGAAAAGGGUUAAAAAUAGUGAUAAGAAACAUGAAUGCAAUUCAUUUAGCCUAAGACAUUGUUUAAAUGUGUGUGUAGCAUUAAUGCCUUGUUGGUAAAAUAAUUAUGUUGGUAUGCAAUCGUGGUAUUUGUGUCAAAAAAUGUUUAAUUAUGAUUUAAGCCAUUACCUAAUACAUAGACCUCUAAUAUGUAUUAACAUAUUUCUCACCAGGUUGCAUAAAGUUAGAACCGAUAUUAGUCAAUGUACCUAUGUGGCUUAAAAUCUCAAGUAGUGCGCGGUGUGACCGCUUUCAUCACUGUUUAUUAGGUAAAAAAGUUAGUGAAAUUAAAAGCAUUAAUACAUUUUAGCAAUUAUAAUAAGCCACAAAUAAGCAAUUAUAUGUUUCCUAGAUAAUGUACAAUUAAUGUUUUAUAUUGUCACCUUCAUGGAUGAAUCAGUGUUAUAUAUCACUGCAUGUACUGUACGCUGACAUUUAUAUUAAAAUAGCAAUAUUAGAUAUUUUGUACGGUCAUAGUAAGUUAUAUUUAUAAAUAACUGCACCUUUUGCUUUAGUUAUAAGUUUAAUGUUAAUUAUUUAUAAACAAUUUUUACCAAAACAUGCCUCGCUUAAGUUUUACUUUAUGAUUUGUUGUAAAUAAUUGAAAAAAAAAAUACUUUUUAGCGUGCUCUGGCAUAAUACAUAGCUAUAUUAUUCUUAUAAAACAAUAAAAUUUUCACCGGCUA
Messenger RNA from Galleria mellonella (greater wax moth), 8319 nucleotides. Its product is annotated as arf-GAP with dual PH domain-containing protein 1-like. Gene Ontology annotation, cellular component: intracellular membrane-bounded organelle; plasma membrane. Gene Ontology annotation, molecular function: phosphatidylinositol bisphosphate binding; GTPase activator activity. NCBI's taxonomy places the organism in Eukaryota, Metazoa, Arthropoda, Insecta, Lepidoptera, Pyralidae. Gene Ontology annotation, biological process: positive regulation of GTPase activity. The transcript has 8 exons. The record is from RefSeq and is a predicted model, not a curated record. Bases 130 to 1377 code for a protein of 415 amino acids.